UAUAUAAGUUCUAUGAACUUUCGUAACGCUAAAACUCGAACUACUCUCGCUAUGGAAAAGCGCUUUCUUGCAACCCGUAUCGCUAAAGUUUUGCCUCGUGUCCCUGCUGUGAUUCGUAAAUACUCUGUAUUAGCAUCCUCGGAGAGUCUUACUCCGUUUGCUAAAGAACGUCUUGCUAUCGAGGAACAUGCAAAGGGUUAUAUAUCAACCUUUUCAUUUUAUAUAGCUAUGUCAGCACGAUGA
Molecule: messenger RNA, 243 nt
Organism: Dentiscutata erythropus
Lineage: Eukaryota; Fungi; Glomeromycota; Glomeromycetes; Diversisporales; Gigasporaceae
Source: the annotation of a GenBank genome assembly